This is a messenger RNA of Monosiga brevicollis MX1, 636 nucleotides long. RefSeq lists its product as uncharacterized. The record is from RefSeq and is a predicted model, not a curated record. The annotation marks the transcript as partial. The transcript has a single exon. Lineage: Eukaryota; Choanoflagellata; Craspedida; Salpingoecidae.
CUAACCCUAACCCUAACCCUAACCCUAACCCUAACCCUAACCCUAACGGUAACCCUAACCCUAACCCUAACCCUAACCCUAACCCUAACCCUAACCCUAACCCUAACCCUAACCCUAACCCUAACCCUAACCCUAACCCUAACCCUAACCCUAACCCUAACCCUAACCCUAACCCUAACCCUAACCCUAACCCUAACCCUAACCCUAACCCUAACCCUAACCCUAACCCUAACCCUAACCCUAACCCUAACCCUAACCCUAACCCUAACCCUAACCCUAACCCUAACCCUAACCCUAACCCUAACCCUAACCCUAACCCUAACCCUAACCCUAACCCUAACCCUAACCCUAACCCUAACCCUAACCCUAACCCUAACCCUAACCCUAACCCUAACCCUAACCCUAACCCUAACCCUAACCCUAACCCUAACCCUAACCCUAACCCUAACCCUAACCCUAACCCUAACCCUAACCCUAACCCUAACCCUAACCCUUCUCCUCUUUUCCUCUUUUCCUCUCCACCUCACCUUCAUUUCUCUCCCACUUCCCCCCCUCUCCCUUCUCUUCCACCCCCAUCAUCCCUCCCAACCUCUUCCCCUCCUUCUUUUUUCCUUCUCUAAUUUUUUCCUUCUCUAA